Messenger RNA from Bacidia gigantensis, 1515 nucleotides. RefSeq lists its product as uncharacterized. Gene Ontology annotation, cellular component: nucleus. The coding region runs from base 1 to 1515 and encodes 504 amino acids. The record is from RefSeq and is a predicted model, not a curated record. The transcript has 3 exons. Lineage: Eukaryota; Fungi; Ascomycota; Lecanoromycetes; Lecanorales; Ramalinaceae.
AUGACGAUAGCGCCGACCAUUAUGUCGUUUCCAGUGACUGCGCAAACUGCUUAUUCUACAGUAUCUGCUCGUCGAUCUUUUGCCCAGCCACCGGUAUCAGGCACUAUGCUGCAACCACCGCCCCCCUCCACCGAGAAAACUAAAGUAGCCUGGCCCGAUACUGUCCGCUCAUAUGUGCAAAGAGCAUUUGCAAUAGAAAACACCAUGCCAGAUGUUGCAAGGCAAGAGAUGGAAGUGAGAUUGAAAUCUUUGAUUGCAGAAUCGGUUCAAGCGGGAACGUUGUAUUCAAUUGACUGGGCAAGCAAACCUCUUCCUCAACAGAUCAUAAUGAAAGAACGCCAAGAUGCUGCAGUAGCAUCCGUGAACCCUCCAUGGGGGAAUGGCAUUACUCCCCUCUCUCUUCAAGAAACUAACAACAAAGCCUCUGCCACUACAUCGAAGAAACGGAAAUCUUCGGAAAUUGAUAGUGUUCAGGAUUUACACAGUCAUGUCCCUCCUUGGCGUGCAGGAGCUCCUCGGAACGUGUUUGAGGACCGAAUUUCCUACGCUGACAAACGACAUCGUGCGGAAGAGAAACCGAAAGGAUUAAGUAAGUCUCAGAGACGGAAACAGCGAUUUGAAAAUGCUCAAGGCGGAAACUUGUCUCAACAGCCCUUUUUUCCCAGUGGCGUCUCCUCUCCAGCACCAGAGCAGGAUCAAGGACCAGUCAUUGGCCGAUGUCAGGAUCUGGAGAAGAAGUACUUUCGUCUAACCUCCGCGCCCAAUCCGGACACUGUUCGGCCGCUUCCAAUUCUGGGAAAAACGCUAGAAUUUCUGAAAAAGAAGUGGAAAAAGGAGAAUAACUAUUCGUAUAUCUGUGAUCAGCUCAAAUCUCUCCGGCAGGAUCUUACAGUCCAGCAUAUCAAGACGGCUUUCACCGUUAGCGUUUACGAGUUGCAUGCGCGAAUCGCUUUAGAGAAAGGCGAUUUAGGUGAGUAUAAUCAAUGCCAAACACAGCUACGGGCGUUGUAUUCGCAACAACUAGGUGGCCACCCCGAGGAAUUCAAGGCAUACCGUAUCCUCUAUUUCAUUCAUACUUGCAAUCGGACCGAUAUGAACGACGUUUUGGCAGAUCUAACAUCAGCAGAAAAACAACACUCAGCCGUAAAACAUGCUCUUGAGACAAGGUCUGCGCUUGCUUUAGGGAACUAUCAUAGAUUCUUCCAGCUCUACCUCGAGACGCCCAACAUGGGAGCAUAUCUGAUGGAUAUGUUUGUUGGCCGGGAGCGUCUUGUAGCUUUGUCGAAUACGUGCAUAGCAUACAAACCUGACGUCAAAUUACGCUUUGUCACCGAAGAGCUCGGUUUCGAGUCGGACGACGAAAGUGCCAGGUUCGUCUGUGACCAUGGCGGCCAGGGCUUCCUCGAUGGAAAAGAAGACGGCGAAGUGAGGCUUCUCACCAGUAAAGCGCUUCGUUUCUUCGAGGCAGCCAAAACAGCCGCGUUCAAGACUGUCGACAUCAAAGGUCAAAUUUGA